AUGCCACGUAAGCUACGUAAGAAUAUACGUAAGAGGAAGGGAGCAUUGAAACAUCCAAUAGUAAGACUAACACCACAACAACAGUUGCAACAACAAAUGCUGAAUGACCCCACUAUGUUGCAACAAAUGUCAAGCAACCCUAUGCUUUUAAACCGAGUUAUUGGUGCACAGAGUGGAGGUUUAAGAGCGGCACUUUUAGCGAAAAUGGCAGGCUAUGGUGGAGCUGCAGACGGAACAGCUUAUAACCCUCAAAGUCAAAUGAAUUUGAGUUCACUCAAAAAUCAAAUAACAGAUGUCAAAAAGUCAAACAUAGACAUACAGAAACAAAUAAGUGAAAACGAAAAGAAACUAGAAUAUGACAGACACACAAAGAAACUCAAUGAGUUAAACGUAGAGAAAAAGAAGAAAGAAGAACAACUGAAAGAACUAAGUACAGAGGAAUAUGCGAAAAAAGUGUCAGAAAAAGCAGCAGAAGUAGCAAAAAUGGAACAAGAUGUUAUAAAUUUGAAAAACCAUACUACUCGAUAUAAAGUACUGAAAGAUGAAGAGAUAAAACAAAAAGCCCUGAAGACAUAUAUGGAUAGCGAUGAGUAUAAAAAAGAAGUUGAAGCAAAUGUAAAGGCAGAAAAACUUUUACAGUUGCAAAACCAAACCGUACAGUAUGAAAACUUAGCACAAGAAA
Molecule: messenger RNA, 682 nt
Organism: Trichomonas vaginalis G3
Lineage: Eukaryota; Parabasalia; Trichomonadida; Trichomonadidae
Product: protein of unknown function, DUF4106 family
Exons: 1
Source: RefSeq, a predicted model, not a curated record